GCCUGUCCGCCGGCGCGGGCCCUUCCUCACCGGCCGGGUCCCCUUUCCUCGUCGUUCCGCCGCGCCCCAACUCGCCCGGCUUGGUCCGACAAGGAGCGGGUGGCCCUGGGCCGGGCUCGCCGCCGGCGGCCCUGGUGCCGGGUGGUUGGCUCCCGGGAGCACCCCGGGAGGGGCCGGUUCCCGGCUGCCGCAGAGGAUUUCGCUGCUGUAAACACGCACGCUCUUGCCGUGUGGCAGCCAGAAGGGAAAACCUGUGGCGCGCAGUAAUUUUCUAAAGAUGUGGGUAAUUUUGAGGCUGCCUAAAGACCCUGCUGCUUACUUGCAGUAAGUUACCUGUUUUCCCUGUGCAUGCACACAGGCACGUGUUUAAGCUUUCUUUUUUAGAAAUUGCAUGGGAGUAGUUGAACAGUGGAAAAAUUAAGAUGUCGGAAGACCUUGCUAAGCAGUUAGCUAGUUACAAAGCUCAACUUCAGCAAGUUGAGGCUGCCUUAUCUGGGAAUGCAGAAAAUGAAGACUUACUAAAACUGAAAAAAGACUUACAGGAAGUCAUAGAAUUAACCAAAGAUCUCCUUUCAACACAACCUUCUGAAACUCUUGCAAGUUCUGACAGUUCUGCUUCUGCCCUACCCAGUCACUCCUGGAAGGUUGGGGAUAGGUGUAUGGCGAUAUGGAGUGAGGAUGGACAGUGUUAUGAAGCUGAGAUUGAAGAAAUAGAUGAGGAGAAUGGAACAGCUGCGGUCACAUUUGCUGGAUAUGGCAAUGCUGAAGUUACACCUCUGUUCAACCUCAAGCCUGUGGAAGAGGGAAGAAAAGCAAAAGAGGACAGUGGCAACAAACCCAUGUCCAAAAAAGAGAUGAUAGCCCAGCAACGAGAGUAUAAAAAGAAGAAAGCUUUGAAAAAAGCUCAGAGAAUUAAAGAACUUGAGCAGGAACGGGAGGACCAGAAAGUCAAGUGGCAACAGUUCAACAACAGAGCCUAUUCUAAAAACAAAAAAGGCCAGGUAAAGAGGAGUAUUUUUGCUUCCCCUGAGAGCGUAACUGGCAAGGUUGGAGUUGGAACAUGUGGAAUUGCAGACAAACCUAUGACACAGUAUCAAGAUACCUCUAAAUAUAACGUCAGGCAUUUGAUGCCUCAGUAAUGGGGGAAAAAGGUGGAACUUCAUCUCUGCAGGGCUUUACACUUAUCUUUUUAUCAUUAUAUUUUUCUAAAAGUAAAUUAUUUGUUGGCACAUAGCGAGUAGUCCAUUUUGUCACCAUCACAUUGGCUUCAGCUGAUAUGAGCCUUAAAUCUCCAGCUAUUGAUUUGACUCCCCUAAUCAUUAAACUUUUUGUAGUUGCAUUAAAAUACAUUCUGCAGGUAAAUGCUUUCACAAACUGCUGUUACCUGUUACUCUGAAAGCAAUAGUUAUCUGCAGCUUUGAUCUCUGGAAUCUUCCAUUCAUAUGAGUAGUAAAGUUGGGUUUUGGUUGGGUUUUUUUUGGGGUUUUUUUGGUUUUUUUUUUUUUUUUUUUAAGAAAAGUGGUGGUAUAAAACUGGCACCUUAACAGCCUCCCUCAUUUGGGUAGUCAACAGUGCUGCCUGCUGUCUCGGUGAUGAGCUCAGCAUUACAGAGCUGCUGCAGCUCUGGGAGAGCCAGACUCCAUCAUAGCUUAUACAUUACAUGGAAUUGCUGAGGAAGUUCUGAAUUACUCCCUUGCAAAGCCACUGAAGAUCGAUUUGUACAGCUGUAAAUGAGGGCAGAACAGGGCCAAUAGGGUCUUUAGUACUAAUGGUGAUUCAUGUGCUAGAAACUAUAAAUCUGAGUUUAAUUCCAGUCUGAAUUUCCUGUGCUAGAAGUUUAGCAGAGGAAAUAGUUUAUUGUUUGUUGGGGUUUCUUUUAAUACUCAUAAAAUUUUAAUAGGAGGUUAUUGAAAUGUAACCAGAAAACCAUAGGACAAGGUAUUUAGAUGCCAAUUUCAAAGUAGAGAACUGUACUUCAAAAUACCCAUCCCUCCUUCCCAAGGAUCAGAGAGUUGGAGAAGAGAAAUGGCUGUGCUCUGGAAAGGAGCCAUCAUCUCCUGUCUUGUAGAUCUCACAGGAUUGAUGGUUUAGUCACAGACCUGGAAUUCAGUCACAGCUCCUGUCUGGGCCUCCCCCAGCCUGCCAGGUAGAACUGCAGCACAGCAUUCCCACUUAGUUGUGAGUGAGUAAAGGUUAGUCUGGAGUUUCUGUCCUGAAAUAACUGACUGGCCCUAGUGUUCAUUGUAACUUCAGCUCUAUUACAGUGCUGCUGAGCCCCUUCAAUUUUAUGCAGGAAACCACGUGUAAAAGCUCUUGCUUUCUUGUAUUUUAUGUGAUUUGCUUUCCUCUGUUACUUGUCUCUCACUUACGGUAGUGGUGCCAUCUCUGAACCCGUAAUGUGUUUAAAGAAGUUAAUGGGUAGCCCUGUAUACAAUGUAGAUAUUAUUUUUGUAAAAUCUAGGGCUGAGUUAAUGGACAAGAGUACAUCAGCUAUUUCUCCAUUAAAUAAGUGAAGGGUGUGCCUUGUCCAUUAACCCUGACCAUUAUUUCCCUGUAUAUUAUGUUAAUGUAGCUCAUUUUGUAAUUUGUUACCUAGAUCAGGUCACGUCAGCAAUUGUUGAUGCACUGAUUGGUGGAAUGUUCCAUCAGUUACCUGAGUCACAACUCAAGCUAAACUCUACAACUGGUAGUUUAGAAUCCAUACAUAGAAAAAAGGUUCUCCCUAUAAUGGGAGAAAGUGAUUUUUAUGAAUACAAAGUGUGUUAAUUUCAGUUUUGUAUGUUUAACUUUUAUUAAAUAAAGUGUUUAAAAUCUGCUGGA
This is a messenger RNA of Grus americana (Whooping crane), 2820 nucleotides long. RefSeq names its product survival motor neuron domain containing 1 (gene SMNDC1). Gene Ontology annotation, biological process: regulation of alternative mRNA splicing, via spliceosome; mRNA processing. The transcript has 6 exons. Gene Ontology annotation, molecular function: RNA binding. The coding region runs from base 423 to 1139 and encodes 238 amino acids. Lineage: Eukaryota; Metazoa; Chordata; Aves; Gruiformes; Gruidae. Gene Ontology annotation, cellular component: precatalytic spliceosome; nucleus; cytoplasm. The record is from RefSeq and is a predicted model, not a curated record.